This is a messenger RNA of Thyridium curvatum, 2481 nucleotides long. RefSeq lists its product as uncharacterized. The record is from RefSeq and is a predicted model, not a curated record. Lineage: Eukaryota; Fungi; Ascomycota; Sordariomycetes; Thyridiales; Thyridiaceae. The transcript is spliced from 2 exons. The coding region runs from base 1 to 2481 and encodes 826 amino acids.
AUGCCCAUGUUCCAAGAUCACUUGGAGGAGGAGGCUUCCCAAGCGCCACCUCCUCCUCCAAAUGCAAAUCCAAACAACAAACCUUCCCGGCCAAUUGCGAUCCCUUCGUCUGACAACCUCCUGGCAAGGAAAGUCUCAGAAGAGAGCGUCCGGACGGACCUGUGUGAGGGCCCUAUUCCAGAUAGCCCAGUUCCCAGGACGCCUGAGAGGGACAUGGCCAAUGCUUGCUCGGAUCGAGCUGAGUUGAUCGAGAGGCUGAAAAGGGGUGAGAGCCCAACGUGGGUCCCCAAUAGACAUCUCGAGUCACUCUUCCAACGUGGAGGUCCGUUAUCGCCCACAAGGAGUCCUAGGCCGUCUUCUAAGGGCUCCCCCACGCUGCUACCACCGGCAGAUAUCACUCCUGAAAAGGAUGCUCCAAAGAGAGCAGACCAGGCUGAACUUGAGGCUGCUGAGCAGCUGCAGAAUGGACUUGAUAUCGAGCGUCCGAGGUCUGCCCUGCACAGCGGUGACUUCACACUGCCUGGAACGCCUUCGGAACGGACCAUUCAUGCUCAGGAGUCUAGUCUGAGUUCUGCUCCCAAACCUUUCCCUGCAAACAACGAUCCAUGGCUUUCAACAUCACCCCCACGCCACUUUACCCCUUUCGCCUUCGACAGAAGGACUGCCUUCACUCCCAGGUCCGAGGAAACGAGAUCUGCUCUUUCGUCUCUUUCUUCCUCCCUCUCCUCCAGCUUUGUAUACAAACCUCCGACAAGUCCCUUGGUGCAGUCAGAGAGCAACGAGGAUCUCGAACUAUCACUGCCCCUGAACAACAUCGAUCUCACACCCAAGAGUGUCCGAAGACACAUAGUGACUCAUCAUUCCCCAUCUCCGUCUUUUCACCUCUCACAGCAGCGUCAUGUCUCAGGGCUUCGCAGAGACGCCGCCUUCCCUUAUCAAGCUCAUCAACCCCGACGGUCCCUAACAUCCACGCCCAAUUUCUCGCCGGCCACCUCUGCACCUCAGACGCCGUCUCUCCGCUCUCGGAGGCCAUCUUUAAGCACCGAGAACUCACCCCUGCAACAUGCCUCCAUGGUUGGCUCAUACGAGGAGAGCAUCCUCAGAGGCCGCAUGUCCACGACGCCGUCCAAGCCACUCGAUUUCAUGGCCCAAAUAGGCGUGCUCGGCCUCGGAAAAUGCAAGGCGAGCCUUCGGUGCCCAGCUCAUGUAACAUUGCCUUUCUCUGCCGUCUUCUAUAGCUACUCCAACACUCCUCAUGGUCGCUCGAAGGCGGAGGACGGCCCGAGCCCCUACGUUGGUCAGGUCGACCUGGAAAACGGCCUGCCCAACCUAGAAGAGGACCUGCGUGCUCGGCGGAAACAGCAGAGUCGAAAUUCUGCAAGAAGGGCGAGAGAGGAUGAGAUGGAGAUGGACGGUGUCCCUCAGAACACCUCUGACCGCGAAAGUUCCAAGACGACGAGGCCGAAACGAAGAUCGGGCUCUCCGAGAGCUCCUCCUGGCGGUGCGUAUCGCAUUCCGGAAAAGGGCCAGCUGCAGAUCAUCAUCAAGAACCAGAACAAGACUGCAGUCAAGCUCUUCCUGAUCCCGUAUGACCUAGCGGGCAUGGAGCCCGGAACCAAGACGUUUAUUCGGCAGCGUAGCUACUCUGCCGGCCCCAUCAUCGACAGCGUCCCGGAAAUCAAAGACUCUGUCCCCAGCGACCGGCCUAUCCUGCGCUACCUGAUCCAUCUGCACAUCUGCUGCCCCUCCAAGGGGCGUUUCUAUCUCUACAAAAACAUCCGCGUCGUCUUUGCCAACCGGGUGCCGGACGGCAAGGAAAAGCUCCGCAACGAGCUCACCUUUCCCGAACCUAGGUUCACCCCGUACAAGCCCAUCCGCGUGAUGCAUCCCCCUACCAGCCAGACCACGGGGCCGGGGGCGAUGCUCGCCGUGGAGAAGGCAUACCGCAGGCGCAGCUCGGGCUGGUCCUUUGGCAACCACAACCCGGGCUUUGACCCCUUUGAUGCCCUGUCGCCGCCUGUGCCCAGCACCAGCAGCAGCAAGAGGAUGAGCUAUCACGACUCGUCGUCCCCCUUCCAGGCUGUCGGCAGCAACGCACCGGUGGAAGCGUGCCCUCUGGGCCUCAUCAGGGCCAGUGACGGCGAUUAUGCGAGCGAGAGCACAGCCUCGCACCCGAGCCGGCCUGCGACCAAGGACUCGAACGCUACGACAGAGUCCGGGUUGUCGAUGUCUGGUCCUUCCGCCGCCGCCGCCGGGUCGUGGGAGGACGUUGCCAGCCGGUACAACAAGCUCAGCAAGGGUGACCUGGGCUACGGCGGGAACAUGUUUGCUUCUAGCGGCCUGGGGAGCGGCGCAUCCCCCGGCGGCGUGGCUGAGGGCCUCCUCUCGCAGAGACUGCGGUCACUGGGCGUGCAGCCGCAGGAGCAGGGUUCAGGCUCGCCGGGCGAAGAGCUAGGCGAUUCUACGAGGAUGCAAGACUGA